Messenger RNA from Micromonas pusilla CCMP1545, 669 nucleotides. RefSeq lists its product as uncharacterized. Gene Ontology annotation, molecular function: ATP binding; cyclin-dependent protein serine/threonine kinase activity; RNA polymerase II CTD heptapeptide repeat kinase activity. The annotation marks the transcript as partial. The transcript is spliced from 2 exons. The record is from RefSeq and is a predicted model, not a curated record. NCBI's taxonomy places the organism in Eukaryota, Viridiplantae, Chlorophyta, Mamiellophyceae, Mamiellales, Mamiellaceae. Gene Ontology annotation, biological process: positive regulation of transcription by RNA polymerase II; protein phosphorylation. Gene Ontology annotation, cellular component: cytoplasm; transcription factor TFIIK complex; nucleus.
AUGCGCGCGCAGUGGACGCGAUCGUGCGACGCCGAGCACGCGGCGAGCUGCCGCCCGCCCGUGGAGUGGAUCGACCAGACGGAUGGCCGAUUGUUACCCGAACGCGCGCGGAGCGUGUUCAGGCAAGUCUUGGAGGGGCUCGACUACGCGCACUCCCGAGGGAUCUGCCACCGAAACCUCCACGCUGGACACGUGCUCCUCGACCCGCGCGCGAAUGACGGCGAGGGGCGAGCGGUCAUCGCGUCCUGGGCGUCCUCGCGAAAGAACCAGUGGCCGGUCGGGAACCAGUCGCCGCUGCGGACGUGCACGUACGGGACCGGCGUCGACGUGUGGGCCGCCGGGUGCGUCUUCGCGGAGUUACUCCUGGGCCACUCGCUGUUCAAUAAGUUUGCCUACGCGGACGGCGCGCAGACGCUAGACCAGCUCCUGUGCGUGUUCAAAUUGUUCGGGACGCCGACGGAGGAGACGUGGCCGGACGCGAUGUCGUACCGAGGGUGGUCCCCGGACGCGUAUCCGAAGUGGACGCCCGCGCCGUUGAGCACGGUGUUUCCGAACAUCGGCGCGUGCGCCGCGGAUCUGUUGUGGCGGCUCAUGGCGUUGGAUCCGUCCAAGAGGAUCACCGCGCGACGGGCGUUGAAGCACCCGUACUUCACGCGCCCGGAUUUAGAC